Molecule: messenger RNA, 269 nt
Organism: Amorphotheca resinae ATCC 22711
Lineage: Eukaryota; Fungi; Ascomycota; Leotiomycetes; Helotiales; Amorphothecaceae
Exons: 1
Coding region: 7-177 (56 amino acids)
Source: RefSeq, a predicted model, not a curated record
GCCCCGAUGGCCCCAAUUUGGGCAGCUGUAUUGCUGACAACGGCAGAGACCGUCUGCAUUUUGGUUGUCUCCCAUGGCGCGAAAAGAAAUUGGGCCAAAAGAGAAGUGGAAGAGGAGGGCCAGAGGCUGACUUGUGAUAUAGUGUCAAGUUGUCAACUGUGUGUGAGAACAGCGUAGUUUGGUUGGAAUGUUGACGGUAGAGAAGUGUUUUUUUCGAGAUUGGAACUCGCAUAUUUGUAUACAAUUAGACCUCCAAAAGUAUAUUUUGU